AUGAAGCUCAGCAGCCUGAUCAUCGCUGCUGCGGCAGGCUCCGCGGUGGCUGCUCCCGCCGCGAAGGAGCAUAAGAAGAGAGCUUCGGUUUUUGAAUGGAUCGGAAGCAAUGAAUCUGGCGGUGAAUUCGGCGAAGACACGAUCCCCGGAGAAUGGGGAACCGAAUUUAUCUUCCCUGAUGUCGACGCCAUCACUACCCUGAUUGGCAAGGGAAUGAACAUCUUUCGUCUUCAGUUCAUGAUGGAACGGUUGACUCCAAAUGGUAUGACGGGGUCGUAUAAUGAGGCGUAUUUGAAGAAUUUCACUACUGUCGUCAACGCCGUCACCGAUGCCGGAGUCCACGCUAUCCUGGAUCCUCACAACUAUGGACGAUUCAACGGCGAAAUCAUCACCGAGACCUCCGACUUCCAGACUUUCUGGGAGAACCUGGCCGGCGAGUUCAAGGACAACGAACUGGUGAUCUUCGAUACCAACAACGAAUACCACGACAUGGACCAAGACCUCGUCCUCAACCUCAACCAAGCCGCCAUCGACGGCAUCCGCGCCGCCGGAGCAACAUCCCAAUACAUCUUCGUCGAAGGCAACUCCUGGUCCGGCGCAUGGACCUGGCGCGAGGUAAACGACAACCUGAAAGCGCUCACCGACCCCAACGACAAGAUCGUCUACCAGAUGCACCAGUACCUCGACUCGGACGGCUCCGGCACCUCGGAGACCUGCGUGUCCGGGACCAUCGGCAGCGAGCGCGUCAGCGACGCCACGGACUGGCUGAAGGAGAACAACAAGGUCGGCAUCCUGGGUGAGUUUGCGGGCGGCGUGAAUAAUCAGUGUCGGGAGGCGCUGGGGGGCUUGCUUGAGCAUUUGGCGGAUAAUACGGAUGUGUGGAAGGGUGCGGUUUGGUGGGCGGCGGGCCCGUGGUGGGGGGAUUAUAUGUUCAACAUGGAGCCGCCGAAUGGAGCGGCGUAUACGGGGAUGUUGGAUUUGUUGGAGCCUUAUUUGGGGUAG
This is a messenger RNA of Aspergillus melleus, 1002 nucleotides long. Its product is annotated as glycoside hydrolase family 5 protein. Gene Ontology annotation, molecular function: hydrolase activity, hydrolyzing O-glycosyl compounds. The transcript has 6 exons. NCBI's taxonomy places the organism in Eukaryota, Fungi, Ascomycota, Eurotiomycetes, Eurotiales, Aspergillaceae. The record is from RefSeq and is a predicted model, not a curated record. The coding region runs from base 1 to 1002 and encodes 333 amino acids. Gene Ontology annotation, biological process: glucan catabolic process.